Molecule: messenger RNA, 1095 nt
Organism: Papilio polytes (common Mormon)
Lineage: Eukaryota; Metazoa; Arthropoda; Insecta; Lepidoptera; Papilionidae
Exons: 4
Coding region: 200-961 (253 amino acids)
Source: RefSeq, a predicted model, not a curated record
GAAUGUGUAUGAUAAUUGAUAACAUGACGACUGGAAACGUCAUAGCGCUUGUCGCCAUUACAUAUACUUUUUGCGAUUUCUGCUGAAAGAAAUUGCUUGUGUCAAGCAAACAGCGCGAGAUUUGUAUUUGUUUUUAAAUUGAGAUGGAUGUUUGACCUUGGAUUUUAAACUAUCGCAAAGGCAAGAAUACAAAGGUAAGAUGGCACCACCAAGAAGAAUAUUGCGGCAACAGCUGGAGAUUUUAAUGGACUUUUUGGAAGAAAAUAAAGACAUGUCUAAAGGCUUGCCUCCUGGCACACCGGUGUCACACCAUGCAACUAGACAGAAGUGGUCAGAAUUGGCUAAGAAACUAAAUGCGGUGCAAAGUGGUACCUUGAAGACUCCUGACGGUUGGAAGAAAUAUUGGUUUGAAUGGCGACACAAAUGUAGGAGAAAAGCAGCAGAUGGCCGCAGAUUUCAGUCAACUUCAGAUGGUGGUACAAAUAGAUUUGUGCCUCUUAAUGAUUUAGAAGUGAGAGUUUUAGAGCUUAGCGGGAAGGGAUCGGUGACAUCAUCAAAACCAAAUACAAAACAAAUAGAGGACUUUAUGGCUGAAGAUUCUGAUACAGAACAGCAAAUGAUUGAUGACACUCCAAAACCCGUUGCUAGAGUAAAGCGAUCAGUCAGUGCUACAAAAGUUAACACAGAUGAUGUUUUCUCCGAUGAGUCUCCACCAAAAUGGGCCUUAGAGUUGGAGGAACGAAGGAUAUCAGCGGAGGAGAGAAUAGCAGAAGCACUACAUUCUAUAUCAAAUAUAAUGCUAGUACAAGAAGAAAGGCGCAAGUUACUAGAGAAUCGUAUGGCAGAUGCUUUAUCUGCUAUUGCUGGGACAUUACAAGAUUUAAAUAGCGGCUUACAAGAUACUUUACAGCGUUUAAUACCUAGUGAACCUGGUCUGAAAAAUGAUGUGUUUUAUAGAUAAGUUUGGAUGGCGUUUCAAUAGUUCCUACAUAUACCAUUAUGUAUACCAAUUUAUGUAUAGAAAUAGUUUUAUAUGAAUUAAGUAAUAGACAUUAAAGUUUUUAUAGCCAUGCACAUGAAGAAUUUAUUUCAACC